AUGCAAUUAGAAAUACCAAAGAAAGACGAAUUAGACUCUGGAAUUAUUUCUAUCCUCGACGUAGACUACCAAGACAUUCCAAAGGAAUAUGUAGAAGAAGAAACUGCAGUGUAUCCAUUGAAACCCGAAGAUUAUGCAAAGGAAGAUUUACAAUCAACAGAAUGGAUCACAUUCACUCAAAGCUUAGAAGACGAUUGGGAACGAUUAGAAGUGAUCUUAAAUAAGGCAAAAGAAAGAUGGAUGCAACAAACAAAUAAAGAAUGGUCUAGCUGGAUUCACUUAAUUGAAGAUAAAUGGUCAAUAUAUAGUUUGAGAAAACGAGAUUGGAGCGACGAGAAAUGGAAAAAAUGGUUUAGAACAGAAGUAAAAUCCCAAAUUGAUUCAGAAGUGAAAAAAUGGAUGAACGACACUAAUAACAAUUUAUUUAAAAUUCUUGCGAAAGAUAUGUUGCAAUUUCAAAACAAGAAAAUCAAAGAAUGGUUAAUGUAUCACUGGAAAAACAACGAAGGGGGUUCCGUACCGUUUGGACUUAUGACAACAUCAAAAAUUUUAAAAUUGAUUAAGUCUAAAGAAUGGUACCGUACCAAUCCUAUUAUAAAUAUGCAAAGAAGAGAACUUAUGAAAUGGUUCAUCCUUAAAGAAAACGAAUAUUUAAAACGAGAAUGGAGAAACUGGACUUAUUGGAAAAAAGUUAAAUUUUUUGUGAUUAAUUCAAUAUGCACAACACUUUCUAGAAAACGCCUAACCGAGGAAGAAUGGAAUCAAUUUAUUAAUGAUAUAAAAGUUUGA
Messenger RNA from Plasmodium cynomolgi strain B, 789 nucleotides. Its product is annotated as tryptophan-rich antigen. The record is from RefSeq and is a predicted model, not a curated record. Bases 1 to 789 code for a protein of 262 amino acids. The transcript has 2 exons. NCBI's taxonomy places the organism in Eukaryota, Apicomplexa, Aconoidasida, Haemosporida, Plasmodiidae.